This is a messenger RNA of Cantharellus anzutake, 348 nucleotides long. RefSeq lists its product as uncharacterized. The transcript has a single exon. Gene Ontology annotation, biological process: protein phosphorylation. The record is from RefSeq and is a predicted model, not a curated record. The annotation marks the transcript as partial. NCBI's taxonomy places the organism in Eukaryota, Fungi, Basidiomycota, Agaricomycetes, Cantharellales, Hydnaceae. Gene Ontology annotation, molecular function: protein kinase activity; ATP binding.
GUGUCCGAUCUUGCUCCUCAUGCGAGCGGUUCCUCCUCCACACUUUAUCGAACCAUUCUAAAAACCCCCACGCUGACGCAAAUGUACAUGCAUGGUCAAUUUUCUUCGAAUGCCCCCGAUGUUCUCCGGCAGUUCACGGCUGAGUUAAGGUUCUUCCAGACGGUUCAGCGACAUAGGAAUAUCGUAGCUUUUGUUGGAAGUCUCGAAGGUGUUGGAAUGCUCCUGGAAUACGUCGAGGGCGAGACAUUGUUUAAGUACCUUGGCCUAGGGAUGUCCAUGAGCACUCGUGCCGAUUGGUUCAAUCAGAUACUCAAUGGUCUGUGCCAUGUUCAUUCGUUUGGUGCGUCA